UGUAUGUCUUUAUUUUUUCAUCUGUUUAAUUUUAGAUUAAAUUCCUAUUAUUUGUUUGCAUAUCCAUUUCUUAUUUAUAUUUUGUUUGAUACUCAAUGCAAUAUUGGGAAAUGAAAUUAAGUCAGAAGUUUUGUUGAUGAACUUAGAAAACUUAAACCCCCAUUCGGCCUCUAGCAAUUUCUCAACCAAUAUCUCCACCAUACGGCCUAGAAAACCCAUAAACUCAAGAAAGCAACAAAUGCAACAAAUGCAAAAGUAAGCAAUGUAUGUCUCCCAAGCUUUAGCAACCUAUUUUGGGGUGAAAUUCGAUUUUAAGAUCAGUGUAGUUAAAAGCCAUGUCACGUAAUAUUCACUAACUAUUACUGACCUUUUCAUUUUUACUUAUUAUUUAUUUUUUCUAAAUGUUAAUCCUUGCUUGGGUGCUGAGAAAACUGAUGAAAUGUGGGGUUUGGGGUUCUGGGGUUUCAAAUAAUGGCUGGAUGUUUGAGAUUCAGAACAAUGGCGUUGUUUGGUUGCGGGGAAGCUUGCGGUCUAAAAUGGGAUUACUGUUCACAUUCACUGUUCAUGACGACAGCGAAUUACUGUUACUAUUGUUGUCUUGUCUGCCAACACUACAGUGCCGACAAGUUACUGUUUCUGAUUGAAAACUUUCACUGUUCCUGAUUGGCGCCGACUCCACAGUGCGCAUACUUUCUACUAUUUACUUUUGACCGCACUAACGCGAAAUCUUCUUUUACUAUUUGUAUCAUGAUUGUAUUUUGUUUUUCUCAAUGUUAUUUACUUAUAUAACGGGCUCCCCUCCCCCAUUGUAAGGCAGAAGCUUUUUUGGGAUAAUCUGAUACCCAUUACUUUUGACCAUUCCCCUGGUUUCAUUUUGUAUCCUCUCUUCUCCUCUAUCACUUACUUCUGUAAGUUCUAUCACUUACUUUUGUUGGUAUCACACCUACCGUUCAACAACUAGGGCGUGAAGAAGAAACUGUGUGUAAGGCCAAGGGUAUGUGUGGAUAGUUUUGUGUCUAGAAAGGAUAUACUUAGGAAGUUUGCCUUGUGAGUGAGUACCUAGGAUGAGAUUCUGUAAGAGUUUACCAAGUGAGUGAUUUUGAGUUUAGUUUGUGUGUCAAAAUGUGGAGAUCUAAUUCUUCUGUUAGCUCUAAUUCCAGUUUACCAUCUAACGUGGUUAAUUUUGAACAAUUUUCUGUUGAAAGUGAUAAUGAUUUCAGAUUUGAUAAAUGGAACAUCCCUAAGCUUGACGCUAAGGAUGUUUACAUUACUUCUUGGUUUAAAUCUUUUUUUAAAUCUGAAUAUUCUGUUAAAACUGUUGAACAAACCUUUGCUAUUUCUGGUAAUAAUCAAACUAUUACCUUGUUUAACAAUAAGUUUGUUAAUAAUUCUCUUGCUAAAGGUUACAGAUUUUUGCAUAUUGGUUCUGUUCAAGUUGCAGUCAAGCCAUUGACUCGACUUGGUAUUAAUGUUUCUGUUUUGUUAUGUUUGCGUGACGCAAGAUUUGUUGAUUUUCGUACUAGUAUUCUUGGUAUGAUUCAGUCUUCUCUGUUUAAUGGUCCUGUCCAUUUCGAUGUUUUCCCCAAUAUUUCUCUUGCUUUGGUUGAUAUUCAUAUUCUUAAAGCUUUGACGCUGAAUAUUCUUACUUCUGGUUAUAAUAUAGAAGAAGGUAGGAGACCCUUUGCUAUCAUCUACCGUAUUUAUUAUAAAUUGAUGAAGACAAAUCUAGAUUCACAAGCUGUGAUCAAGAAUCCAAGUGAAUCUACUUUGUUAAUUCAAAGUUCUACUCAGAAUGCUAGUAUCAAAACUUCAAAAAUGAUUCGCUGGGAUGAGAUUGACCUCCCUAACGAGUGGCUUUUGGAAGGUGUUACAAAACCUUCUCGAGUAGUGAAUGAUGCCUCUAAUCUUUAUUACAUCCAGCAAUACAUGGAUGGAUCUGUUAAAAUUAAUUUUUCUAAUUUAGGACUUUCAAGUCGAAUUGAAAGGCCUCUGUUGGUUAACGAACGAAGGAAUUCUUUUGCUGGUUCUACCACCUCAGAAGGUCUUCGACGUCGAGAUAAGGAUGUUGAUGAGUCUCUUAACGCUCCUCCUCCUCUUUAUCCUGCUGUUAGCCCUGAUUUGAAGCUCAAAGGAAUUUCUAUCGAUUCCCAAGUUUCUUCUGCUUUUUACUCUACUAGAAAUCAUCCUCCAACGGAUGACGAAGGUGGAUCUGGUUUGAAAACUACUAUAUAUACAUCAUAGAAGACUUAUGAUGAAUUGGCCUCAUAACGGCUAAGUUUCUCAGUUUUCAGAAUAGCCUCAUAACGGCUCUUGAUUCCCAGAUUUAAUUAUUCAAAUUUGCAGACUGGCUCAUAACGGCUGGUUUCUCUCCUCAAGAAUUUUCUCCGGAUUACUAUUCAUCACUAUUUGAAGAUUACUGUGCUAAACUACUGUUCACUUUUACUGUUCCAGAUUGGCACCGAACGUGCUUUCUACUGUUUACUUUUGACCGCGGACUACACAGUACUGCGGAAUCUACUUUUACUGUUUGUUGCAUGAUUGUAAUUUGUUUUACUUUCUUUAAUUUGCCUAUAUAACGGGCUCUCCUCCCCCAUUGUAAGGCAGAGGCUUAAUACUACCCAAGCUCUCUAGCCAUUCCCCUGCUUUCCUAUUUCUUCUUGUAUCUCUUCCUCUAUCACUUACUUCUGUAAGUUCUAUCACUUACUUUUGUAAGAUAUUUUUAAUCUUAAGUUUUGA
This is a messenger RNA of Corylus avellana, 2736 nucleotides long. RefSeq lists its product as uncharacterized. Lineage: Eukaryota; Viridiplantae; Streptophyta; Magnoliopsida; Fagales; Betulaceae. The record is from RefSeq and is a predicted model, not a curated record.